CUCCUUUCCAAAUUGUAAACCUUAAAAUCAGAUUCCGACAAUCCCAAGUUGCUUUUCACUCAGUCUUCUUCUUCGAUUCUGUCUUUUUCAAGAAUUUCGAAGCACGUUUUCUUGUCUUCUUUUGAUCUCUUACAAUUUGUUAGAACAAUGGGUGCUUCAGGGAAGUGGAUUAAAUCAGUGAUCGGUCUCAGGAAGGCCUCUGUGAAUGAACCUGAAAAAGUGGGUGGUAAGAGCAAGAAAUGGAGGCUAUGGAGGAGUGCAUCUGGGGGGAUAUCCAUGGCAGCGAAGGGCGGAAAAGGCUGCGGUUAUGCGACGGAGACGGAAGGAUCGGAGUCUUCUUCAUGCAUUCACGACGGGGAAAUGGCGGCUGCUGUUGCUGCUCUGGCUAAAGCUUCACCGAAAGAUUUUAUGAUGGUCCGUCGAGAAUGGGCCGCUGUUCGAAUUCAGACCAUUUUUCGAGCUUUUCUGGCAAGACGAGCUUUACGGGCCUUGAAGGCAUUGGUUAGACUCCAAGCUAUAGUGCGGGGACGGCUGGUUAGAAAGCAAGCUGCUGUGACAUUGAAGUGCAUGGAGGCUCUCGCUCGAGUUCAAGCCCGAGUGAUUGCUCAAUGCGCUCAAUCAUCUGCAAAAAGGCAGCCAGAGAACGAUACUGCAUUUGAUCCUGUAAAGCAAGCUGAGAAUGGAUGGUGCGAUAUUCAUGGGACGGUGGAAGAAGUGCGGUCUAAGUUACAAAUGAAGAAGGAAGGAGCUAUCAAGAGGGAGAGGGCACUUGCAUAUGCCCUUUCUCAACAGCAGUUAAGAAAAAACGACGUUUCUUGUUCAAAAUCAAACAAGAAUAUGGCACCUAGUAAGGUGGAUAUGAGCAGCUCAGGACUUGACUGGUUGGACCGUUGGAUGGCGGCCAAGCCAUGGGAAACAAAGUCGAUGGAAGGAUCCUAUUAUAAUGGCUCAUCCGAAACCACACCAAUUUCCAGAAAGAACGGAUCUUUUUCAAGUUCAUCUGACCAUGAUUCAGUGAGAAUAAGGCGUAACAACAUUUCUACAAGAAUAUCACCAAGAAUUACAACUGAAUUUGUCUAUGAUGAAAGCACAACCUCAAAUUCAUCCCCAAGCACCUCUGGAACUCCGGUGUCAGCUGAUACACUGGCCAAACAAAAUAACACCAAGCCUAACUACAUGAGCCUGACGAAGUCGAUCAAGGCUAAGCAGACACCAUGUGCUUAUUCAUUUCACACUCAGCUUAAGCAGAUGCAUUCGGUUGAGGAAUUGCCGUAUCUAAGGAAACAGAGCCGACUUUCCAAGGGGGUCACAAGAACAAGUGCUGACACUGACCUUCAUUCAGUUGAUUUAUCCCAGGAUCUCUACCAUAACAGAGAUACGGGAUGUUAUGGUGCAGUGAAUAGUCGAGAUUAUUACAAACAGAGCAACAAGUUCUAAUUGUGUAAUCGUGCAAUUUGGAAGGCCUCCCUGAUGAGUUCAACAGCUUGUUGCCAUUUUGGUAGUUCCCUUUUUUCUUCUUUCGGUAAAACUUAAACAUGAGUUUCAAAGUAUAGAAAGAACUGUAACAGAUACUUACUCAUUUGCUGAUCAAAAGCAUAGAGCUGUUGUCAUUAUUGAUUUAGAUACUCAAAUUUAUACUGCGGCAAAGCAUGCCGUGUUUGUGAAUGGUUCAUGUGGCGAAUCAUCUAUGUAUAUUAUCAUACUUUGGAACGAUUCUGCUAGUUUUCUGCAGCCUAUUAAUAAUCAUACCAAAGUAUCCCUUACCUGUGUAAUGAAAUUAUUGGAUUUGCUAGAAUGCUGCAGUUAUGUUGC
Messenger RNA from Sesamum indicum (sesame), 1812 nucleotides. Lineage: Eukaryota; Viridiplantae; Streptophyta; Magnoliopsida; Lamiales; Pedaliaceae. The record is from RefSeq and is a predicted model, not a curated record.